UACCAUACUACUUGUAGUCCUUCAAGAAUCAAUGUCAAGAUCAAGGAUCAACACAAAGAUCAAGAUCCAUUGGCGCCAAAAGUCGUUUGUGUAUUCCGUGUCUGGUGGAGGGAACAGAGGCGGCGUCCCCGUGGUGCUGUGGUCAGUGGUCAGGUCACGGCGAGUGUGCGGCAGAUUGCGCCUGUGUUUGAGCUGGCCUGGGUCACCUGUGGCCACCUGGUCACCUGUCUACUCUGUGUCUGGUGGAGGGAACAGAGGCGGCGUCCUCGUGGUGCUGUGGUCAGUGGUCAGGGCCCGCCGAGUGUGCGGCAGAUUGCGCCUGUGUUUGAGCUGGCCUGGGUCACCUGUGGCCACCUGGCGGACUGGCGGCGCCUCCCUGGCCUCACCUGAGGGCGUGCAGCAGUGGCGAGACAGCAAGACCCCACCAGCAAGUCCAUUCUGCCCCAGACCCCUCGGGUCAGUGGCCAGCAAGUCCUCCCGUCCAUUCUGCCCCAGACCCCUCAGGUCAGUGGCUGGCAAGUCCUCCUGUCCAUUCUGCCCCAGAGCCCCUCAGGUCAGUGGCUGGCAAGUCCUCUUCUCCAUUCUGCCCCAGAGCCCCUCAGGUGCCAGGUCGGCGUCCAGCGACGGGACUCCCUCCGUGCAUCCUCGGCUCAGGCCCAGGGUUCCUGCAGGACCGGCCGCGGCCAGGAGCAGUGUUGCAAUGGAGGAUGUGACGUCAUGCAGCAGCAGCAGGAACAGCUGGGAGCAGCAGGCGACCCCAGGCGUGAGGACCUACACUUGUGACCACUGCGGCAAAGUGUGCUCCACCAAGGCUGCCAUUGCCAGACACGUCCUCUCCCAUGCCGGCAAGACAAGGCUGAGAGGCAGGAGUGGCCCCACUGAACACACUGCCACCCACACUGGCGGCAGGAACCACAAGUGUGACCACUGCGGGAAGACAUUUGCCCGGAAGAGUCAUCUCUCCUCACACAUCCUCACCCACACUGGGGAGAGAAAGUUCCAGUGCCUGGAGUGUGGGAAAAGAUUUCCCAGGAAGGAUUCCCUUGACACACACAUCCUCACCCACACUGGGGAGAGAAAGUUCCAGUGCCUGGAGUGUGGGAAAAGAUUUAUCAAGAAAGGUAAUCUUGACAGACACAUCCUCACCCACACUGGGGAGAGAAAGUUCCAGUGCCUGGAGUGUGGGAAAAGAUUUAUCCGGAAAGGCCAUCUUGACACACACAUCCUCACCCACACUGGGGAGAGAAAGUUCCAGUGCCUGGAGUGUAGGAAAAGAUUCACCCUGAAAGGUGAUCUUAACAGACACAUCCUCACCCACACUGGGGAGAGAAAGUUCCAGUGCCUGGAGUGUGGGAAAAGAUUUAUCCGUAAGGAUUUCCUUGACACACACAUCCUCACCCACACUGGGGAGGGAAAGUUCCAGUGCCUGGAGUGUAGGAAAAGAUUCACCCUGAAAGGUGAUCUUGACAGACACAUCCUCACCCACACUGGGGAGAGAAAGUUCCAGUGCCUGGAGUGUAGGAAAAGAUUCACCCUGAAAGGUGAUCUUAACAGACACAUCCUCACCCACACUGGGGAGAGAAAGUUCCAGUGCCUGGAGUGUGGGAAAAGAUUUAUCCAGAAAGGCCAUCUUGACAGACACAUCCUCACCCACACUGGGGAGAGAAAGUUCCAGUGCCUGGAGUGUGGGAAAAGAUUUACCAGGAAGGAUUCCCUUGACACACACAUCCUCACCCACACUGGGGAGAGAAAGUUCCAGUGCCUGGAGUGUGGGAAAAGAUUUACCAGGAAGGAUUCCCUUGACACACACAUCCUCACCCACACUGGGGAGAGAAAGUUCCAGUGCCUGCAGUGUGGGAAAAGAUUUAUCCGGAAAGACCAUCUUGACACACACAUCCUCACCCACACUGGGGAGAGAAAGUUCCAGUGCCUGGAGUGUAGGAAAAGAUUCACCCUGAAAGGUGAUCUUAACAGACACAUCCUCACCCACACUGGGGAGAGAAAGUUCCAGUGCCUGGAGUGUGGGAAAAGAUAAGGUGAUCUUGACAGACACAUCCUCACCCACACUGGGGAGAGAAAGUUCCAGUGCCUGGAGUGUAGGAAAAGAUUCACCCUGAAAGGUGAUCUUAACAGACACAUCCUCACCCACACUGGGGAGAGAAAGUUCCAGUGCCUGGAGUGUGGGAAAAGAUUUAUCCAGAAAGGCCAUCUUGACAGACACAUCCUCACCCACACUGGGGAGAGAAAGUUCCAGUGCCUGGAGUGUGGGAAAAGAUUUACUAGGAAGGAUUCCCUUGACACACAUCCUCACCCACACUGGGGAGAGAAAGUUCCAGUGCCUGGAGUGUAGGAAAAGAUUCACCCAGAAAUGUAAUCUUGACACACACAUCCUCACCCACACUGGGGAGAGAAAGUUCCAGUGCCUGGAGUGUGGGAAAAGAUUUACCCUGAAAGGUCAUCUUGACAGACACAUCCUCACCCACACUGGGGAGAGAAAGUUCCAGUGCCUGGAGUGUGGGAAAAGAUUUACCCGGAAAUACCAUCUUGACACACACAUCCUCAGCCACACUGGGGAGAGAAAGUUCCAGUGCCUGGAGUGUGGGAAAAGAUUUACCCGGAAAUACCAUCUUGACACACACAUCCUCACCCACACUGGGGAGAGAAAUUUCCAGUGCCUAGAGUGUAGGAAAAGAUUCACCCUGAAAGGUGAUCUUAACAGACACAUCCUCACCCACACUGGGGAGAGAAAGUUUCAGUGCCUGGAGUGUGGGAAAAGAUUUACCCUGAAGCGUUCUCUUGACAGACACAUCCUCACCCACACCGGGUCCCCCGAGUGCCCAUGAGGUACAAACAACUGCGGUCAAAGGGAAAGAUUGCCGUCCUGAAGAGAGCCCUCGGAUACACUGGUAACACUGCUUAGGGUGUAACUUUAGACCCCAGGCUUGGGGCCAUUGCACUCACCAAACAAUGAAACAAGAAAAUGCAGAAAACAGGGAGAGAAAGUUCCCAGGCCUGCAGUGUGGGAAAAGAUUUGCCCUGGCAAUACCAGUGGUGACUUGUGGGUGUGGUGUGGUGACUGGCCACAACAUUACUGCCACAAACCAGCUGGCAAUACCAGUGGUGACUUGUGGGUGUGGUGUGGUGACUGGCCACAACAUUACUGCCACAAACCAGCUGGCAAUACCAGUGGUGACUUGUGGGUGUGGUGUGGUGACUGGCCACAACAUUACUGCCACAAACCAGCUGGCAAUACCAGUGGUGACUUGUGGGUGUGGUGUGGUGACUGGCCACAACAUUACUGCCACAAACCAGCUGGCAAUACCAGUGGUGACUUGUGGGUGUGGUGUGGUGACUGGCCACAACAUUACUGCCACAAACCAGCUGGCAAUACCAGUGGUGACUUGUGGGUGUGGUGUGGUGACUGGCCAAAAGGUUUAUCCUGCAAUGUAAUGUUGACAAACAUCCUCACCCACACUGUGGUAAGGAAGUACAGGUGUGGUGUUUGUGGCAGUGUUUGUGUAGCAAGAGUGGUGUUGCCAGACACAUCCAAACACACCUGUGGGGGGUGAGGUGUUGUGGAUGUGGUGGUGGUGUGUGAGGGACUUGGAGUGACUAGUGUUUGUGUGUUGUUACUUUGUACUCAAGUGUUGGAAUAAACUUUUGUUGCUAGAA
Molecule: messenger RNA, 3672 nt
Organism: Scylla paramamosain (green mud crab)
Lineage: Eukaryota; Metazoa; Arthropoda; Malacostraca; Decapoda; Portunidae
Product: gastrula zinc finger protein XlCGF57.1-like
Exons: 3
Coding region: 32-2035 (667 amino acids)
Biological process (GO): regulation of transcription by RNA polymerase II
Cellular component (GO): nucleoplasm; nucleus
Molecular function (GO): RNA polymerase II cis-regulatory region sequence-specific DNA binding; DNA-binding transcription repressor activity, RNA polymerase II-specific
Source: RefSeq, a predicted model, not a curated record